This is a messenger RNA of Protopolystoma xenopodis, 477 nucleotides long. The record is from the annotation of a GenBank genome assembly. NCBI's taxonomy places the organism in Eukaryota, Metazoa, Platyhelminthes, Monogenea, Polystomatidea, Polystomatidae.
AUGUCAGCAUCGUCAGAUGCCCUUGAGGAGCUUUCUGCCCUCAAGGCCAUAUAUGAUAACGAACUAGUAUGUACAGAUGAGCCUAAUGGUGUGCACGCACCAUGGCUACGCCACAAAGAAAUCGACGCACUUUACACGAAACUGGAAGAGACCGCCACCAGUUCAAUCGGAUCUCCUGUUGUAUAUUCUUUAGUAGAAAAUAUUAGAGAUUUUCUAGAUGAGCCUCACUUGCGUAACUCUCGCAAGACAGUGGAUCCGACAAUUGUUAAACGCCCGGCUGUUGAGGAGCCUUCAUAUUCUAAAUCAAGCACUCUUCCUAGCGUAAAGGUUCAUUUGAGCAUGGCUCCAGCUUUCCUUUCAAUCGCACAAGGUUUUCAAUGUCCGGAAAUAUAUCAUGGAGAGUCAAUCGUGGAUAGGAAAAGCGUUUUUCAAGUAAUUUUUAUUGUGUUAAACCUGCUGGAUAUUCAUUCAUGUUGA